Messenger RNA from Salvelinus namaycush (lake trout), 1851 nucleotides. RefSeq lists its product as uncharacterized. The transcript has 7 exons. NCBI's taxonomy places the organism in Eukaryota, Metazoa, Chordata, Actinopteri, Salmoniformes, Salmonidae. The coding region runs from base 2 to 652 and encodes 216 amino acids. The record is from RefSeq and is a predicted model, not a curated record.
GAUGACAGGGACAGGCCUCUAUUCGCUCGCUUGCCUUCUCAUGAUCAGUAGUGUCCGUUCUACCUGUGUUCCUUUGGAGUGUCUGAGGUGUGACAUAAUCGCCUCACCUGAAGUGUCUGGGAAUCACAAAGCAGAUGAGGCCAUCUGUGAACACCUGUGUUCUAACACCACCCAAUGUCUCAAUACCACUGAUGUAGAGAAUUGCAUAAAAGAUUUUGAAGUGUUUCUGAACACCAGUUAUGGGUUUGAAGUGGAGGAGGGUGAUGACCUCACAAUGGAGUGUGCCCACGACCUACCGGUGAGAGUUCAUGACCUGCUGGUGUUUGUCUGGCUGAAGGAUGGGCUUCCCCUGGAGGGCGAGAACAAUAGCACGGUCACCUUGGAGAGGAUAGGCAUAGAUACCCCUACCGAGGGGAAAUACACCUGCACCAUCCAGAGUCCCUGUGGCAACUUCACCUCAGAUCCAGAAGAACUUGAAUUUAAAGACCUGACAGUGGUGAUCAUUGUGAUCUGUGGUGUGUCUGCGGUGGUGCUGGUCCUGGCCCUGGGCAUCGGCAUCAAGAUCAUGCUGAAGAAGGACUUUGCGAAGACCAAGACCAGGAUGCAGCAGAAUACUCAGAACCUACGGAACACCGCCAACACAACAGAGUAGGGUUUUCUUUUUCCCAAAAACUUAGCCAUUUUCUUCCUGUGAAAAUUGCAAGCCUUUCCCGGGCAUCCAUGUAUUCCCGUUAAAACAGGAAAGGCUUUUUAAAAGCAUAUAAUAUGAGCAAAAAAAAACUGAUUGACUGUAAAUAGAGAAACAUACACACGGGUCUAACGGUUUCUUGCUCUAUUUGUUGCAAUUUAAAGGUCCAAUGCAGACGUUUGUAUCGCAAUAUCAAAUAAUUUCUGGGUAACAAUUAAGUACCUUACUGUGAUUACUUUAAAUUAUAAUGGUAAAAUAGAUACCAAAUUAGCUUCUUACCAAAGAGCAAUUUCUCAAGCAAGAAUUUUGCUAGGACUGUCUGGGAGUAGUCUGAGUGGUGAGGGGAAACUGAAAAUGUGCUGUUAUUGGCAGAGAGGUUUGGAACUCUCUUUCUUAUUGGUCUAUUAACUAAUUUACUGCCUGGUGACAUCACCAGGCGGGUCAAAACUCAACAAAAAAAAGGAAUUAUCAUAAUUUUCACAAAUUCACAGUUAUUCCAAACUCUAGGAAGUCACAUUUUUCACUGCACUAGGCCUUAAAUCAACAUAAAGUUCCCUCAAAGUCACCACACUAUUUCGUUGAUGUUGCCUAGUUUUAAUGUAGGUCUAUGAAGCACUGUUGGCCGACUGAUAAAAUAUUGUUACAGCCUAGUGAAAAUUACGGUCAUAACCAUGUCAUAAUAUGUCAUAAUAGCUGACAUAACUUGUCGUAACCUGUUAUAAUAUGCUAAUAACACUGCCGUGACACUUAUAUUUCAGCCUGUUGUGACAUAAUGUACACAAUGUAGGGUUGUCAGCUGUUUUGUUAACAGUGAGUAGCCACAAUUGAUAUUUCCAGCCUCUGCUAGUGCAACUUGGUCGGGAAAUCUCAUAAUACCAGUUACCGGUAAUAAACCCUACAACAGAAGUAUUUGGCUACUGACCAGGCCCAGAGAAACAUACAUACCCAUUCAGUUUUCACUUGUUUAUGCAUCUGUAUCUGUGCAUGUAGUAGCCAGAAAGCAAAGGUUAAGUCCUCCAACAAACCUGGAUAUUUCUGUCUGUCUCAUUCCAGAUUUUCAAAGUACUUUAAAAAAGGAAUAACAAUGUUUAUUUUCUUGUAAAUGUAUUCAAUUCCAGCCUAGAUUAUUUUCACCCUCCACAACUAUUUUGAAUAUGUGUGUU